Molecule: messenger RNA, 324 nt
Organism: Rasamsonia emersonii CBS 393.64
Lineage: Eukaryota; Fungi; Ascomycota; Eurotiomycetes; Eurotiales; Trichocomaceae
Exons: 4
Coding region: 1-324 (107 amino acids)
Source: RefSeq, a predicted model, not a curated record
AUGAGGACUACAGCUAGCAGUAUUUGCUACCAUCAGCUGAAGCUCUCACAGUCGAUCGAUUUCUCCAAGCAACAAAUACCGUCUAAUAUACUCGUACGGAGUACUAACGACGUUUAUGCUACGGCCCCUGCCGUCUCCACAAUGAGCCAUGCAGACGGUUCCAAAAAUGGAAAGAUCCCAUUCCAACACAACCGCAAUUCAGAACCCGAAUACAUUGGCGAUAUAAAGGGUUGUCAGUGCGACGGAGACGAUGAAGACAAGACGAUCUACAGAUUACAGAUCCUAGCUUUGGCGAGACUAAAGAUGGUGGUGAAGAUCAGCUGA